CCAUCGCUCGCCUCCGUCUGUAAUCUGUACAACAUGCUGCUAAUCAUUUUUCUCGGUUCAAAGCCUUGACGGGUGCGGUCGCCACUCGCGCGCCCUGGAAAAUCCAGCCAUGUCACACUACACAUGCAGAUUGCAGAUGCAAUGCACGAGCACGAUCAGGGGCAGCCUAUAAAACCAUAGAAAUCCAUUUGAUUUCCAAGUGAGGCAGCGGAGCAAGAGCCAACAGGGGAGUGAGUUAGACAAAUUAACGCGCCACAAGCCCUUGUUUCGCUGCAGAUGGCGUCGUCCCGCACCACCUGCUUGCUGCUCGUUGCGGCGCUCGCACUGGCGACCUCCCUUGCCGGUGACGAGGCGGCGAGGAUCCCGCCCUUGGCCAAUGGCCUCUCCUUCGAAUUCUACAGGGCCAGCUGCCCGCAGGCGGAGUCCAUCGUUUUCGGCUUCCUCCAGGACGCCGUCCGCAAGGACAUCGGCCUCGCCGCCGCGCUACUCCGCCUCCACUUCCACGACUGCUUCGUACAGGGUUGCGACGCUUCCAUCCUGCUGGACAAGCUGCCCAACGAGCAGAGCGAGCAGGAGGCUAUCCCCAACCUGACGCUCCGCCCGGCGGCGUUCAAGGCCAUCAACGACAUCCGCGACCGCCUCGAGAAAGCCUGCGGCCUCGUCGUCUCCUGCGCCGACAUCGUCGCCCUCGCCGCCCGUGACUCCGUCCACCUGGCCGGAGGGCCGAGGUACGACGUCCCACUCGGCCGUCGUGACAGCGCGACGUUCGCGUCGCAGCAGGUCGUGCUUGACGCGCUCCCGGCGCCAAGCUCCAACGUCACAGAGCUCCUGCGAGCACUGUCCAAGAUCAACCUCGACACCGACGACCUCGUGGCGCUCUCCGGCGCGCACACCCUGGGCAUCGCGCACUGCGGCUCCUUCGAGGACCGCCUCUUCCCGACGCAGGACCCCACCAUGAACAAGUGGUUCGCCGGCCACCUGAAGCUCACCUGCCCCGUAAAGGGCACCGACAACACCACCGUGAACGACAUCCGGACGCCCAACGUGUUCGACAACAAGUACUACGUGGACCUGCUGAACCGGCAGGGGCUCUUCACCUCCGACCAGGGCCUCCACACCGACGGCAGGACCAGGCCCAUCGUGACCAAGUUCGCCGUGGACCAGUCGGCCUUCUUCCAGCAGUUCAUCUUCUCCGUGGUGAAGAUGGGGCAGAUCCAGGUGCUGACGGGGACGCAGGGGCGGAUCCGCAGGAACUGCUCGGUGCGCAACGCCGACACCAGCCACGAGCUGCCGUGGUCCGUCGUGGAGACCGUCGUUGAUACCGCGGAGAGCAUGGUGUUGUAAUAUAAUUGUGUUUGUGUCUCUCUCUCCAAAAUGCAGGCUUGCGUGGCCUUCUUCUAGCUAGCUAGGCAACUAAUGGCUUGGAAGUCAGAGUUCAUGUUUGGUUUAAGCUUGAGUAAUUUUCAGUUUCUCAGUGUA
This is a messenger RNA of Phragmites australis (common reed), 1479 nucleotides long. RefSeq names its product cationic peroxidase SPC4-like. Gene Ontology annotation, molecular function: peroxidase activity; heme binding. The record is from RefSeq and is a predicted model, not a curated record. The coding region runs from base 277 to 1344 and encodes 355 amino acids. The transcript is spliced from 2 exons. NCBI's taxonomy places the organism in Eukaryota, Viridiplantae, Streptophyta, Magnoliopsida, Poales, Poaceae. Gene Ontology annotation, biological process: response to oxidative stress; hydrogen peroxide catabolic process.